Messenger RNA from Danaus plexippus (monarch butterfly), 8773 nucleotides. RefSeq names its product voltage-dependent calcium channel type D subunit alpha-1. Gene Ontology annotation, cellular component: membrane; voltage-gated calcium channel complex. Gene Ontology annotation, molecular function: high voltage-gated calcium channel activity. The transcript has 48 exons. Lineage: Eukaryota; Metazoa; Arthropoda; Insecta; Lepidoptera; Nymphalidae. The record is from RefSeq and is a predicted model, not a curated record. Gene Ontology annotation, biological process: calcium ion import across plasma membrane. The coding region runs from base 410 to 6082 and encodes 1890 amino acids.
GAGUCUCAGCUUGGUCGCCCGGACAGACGCGUUUACACCAAAAAUAAUAAAAAAUAUAUAUAUAUAUUUAUAUAUACAGUAAAGGCGUAUACCGACUGCCAUUAUAACAAUGAAAUACAAAACGCGUGUGCACACAAAGUGAUCAUGUUUUGGACUUAGACUGUGAAGUGUUAUCAGCGUAUUUUUUUUUCCUGUCAAAACCUGGGACCAAAUCCGGUUUAUUAUAAUAUACAAAUAAUUCACUAAAUAAAAUUUCAACAAACAAUAGUUUCUAAUCCUAAAUCCUUUAAGUAAAUUAAUUAGUUAGAUCCAUUUAAAAUAACAUCCCAGUGACUUACAAAAGGCGUAUGGAAGUGACUAGUGAAGACUUCUUUGAGCGGUCGAGUGAAGAGGAAAUAAAGAGGUCAAAAUGAAUGCUCAAGAUGGCGGCGACGUGGCCGCCAGCACACCAGUCACUAACGCAACACCUGACGCUGGCCCCCUCAUUCCGGUCCCCGUGGCCCCCCGCAAGCCGCCGCGGAGAGGCCCUAAGGUUCCACAAGAGAGGCCCAAGAGGGCGCUCUUCUGUCUCACCCUCAAAAAUCCACUCCGAAAGCUCUGCAUUAACAUCGUUGAAUGGAAACCAUUCGAAUGGAUGAUUCUGACUACUAUAUUCGCUAAUUGCAUCGCCCUCGCCGUGUACACUCCCUACCCCGCCAGCGACUCCAACUACACGAACUGGGUUCUGGAGAAAAUAGAAUACAUUUUCCUAGUGAUCUUCACUGGAGAGUGUGUUAUGAAGAUAAUCGCGUACGGUUUCGUCAUGCACCCGGGGUCCUACCUGCGGAACGGCUGGAACCUGUUGGAUUUUACCAUCGUUGUUAUCGGUAUGGUCAGCACAGUUCUUUCGAGUAUCUUUAAAGACGCGUUUGACGUCAAAGCGCUGAGAGCCUUCCGCGUACUGCGACCUCUGAGGCUCGUCUCAGGAGUUCCCAGUUUACAGAUCGUGUUGAACUCGAUCCUGAAAGCGAUGGUUCCCUUACUGCACAUCGCGUUGCUGGUCAUCUUCGUCAUCAUCAUAUACGCCAUCAUCGGCCUCGAGCUGUUCUCCGGCAAAAUGCACAAAUCCUGCUACAAUAAGAGAACAAACGAAAUAAUGGAAAACCCUCACCCUUGCGACGUGGACAACGGGUUCAACUGUUCCUCCAUCGGCGAGGAGAUGGAGUGUCGAGAUGGCUGGAUAGGACCUAACUUCGGCAUCACCAACUUUGACAACUUCGGCCUCUCCAUGCUCACCGUCUUCCAGUGCAUCACACUAGAAGGCUGGACUGAUGUCAUGUAUAAUAUCCAAGAUGCGAUGGGCAACAGUUGGGAAUGGAUAUACUUUGUGUCGAUGGUAAUUCUCGGAGCCUUCUUCGUCAUGAAUCUUAUCCUCGGUGUGUUGUCCGGAGAGUUUUCUAAAGAGAGAGAGAAAGCGAAGAACAGAGGCGACUUCCAGAAGUUGAGGGAAAAACAGCAGUUGGAAGAAGAUUUGAAAGGUUACCUGGACUGGAUCACACAAGCGGAGUACCUCGAGCCUCUCGGAGAUAGAGAGACGGAACAAAGAGACUAUGGAAUUGGAAUUGAUGUGAACUAUUUGGGUCAAACACAAACCGAGCACGACUCCACGGAUCAUCUCGGAAUCGAAGCGAUCGAGCCGCAGAAGACGGCCAGGGGGAAAAUGUGGAAGAAAGAUUUCGAUAAGGUGAAUCGUCGUAUGAAGCGCGCGUGUCGCAGGGCAGUGAAAUCUCAGACCUUUUAUUGGCUCAUCAUCGUGCUGGUGUUUCUGAAUACAGUAGUCCUCGCCAGCGAACACUAUCACCAACCAACUUGGCUGGAUCAUUUUCAAGAGUACGGCAACGCGAUGUUCGUAGCUCUCUUCACGUUGGAGAUGUUGGUCAAAAUGUACAGCUUGGGAUUGCAGGGCUACUUCGUGUCUCUGUUCAAUCGAUUCGAUUGCUUCGUUGUGGUCGGCUCCAUCAGCGAGAUGGUUCUCACCAAGACGGAAGUGAUGCCGCCGCUGGGAGUGUCCGUGCUGCGCUGCGUUCGACUGCUCAGGGUAUUCAAGGUCACCAAGUACUGGCGCUCGCUGUCAAACCUGGUGGCGUCUCUGUUAAACUCGAUCCAGUCAAUCGCUUCGCUGCUGCUCCUGCUGUUCCUCUUCAUCAUGAUCUUUGCUCUCCUCGGGAUGCAGGUGUUCGGUGGCAAGUUCAACUAUGACCCCGUCGAAGAGAAGGACCGGCACAACUUUGAUUGUUUUUGGCAAGCGCUGCUCACAGUCUUCCAAAUCCUCACGGGUGAAGACUGGAACGCGGUGAUGUAUGAAGGCAUCAAAGCGUACGGCGGCGUUGGAACGUUUGGAAUCCUUGCCUGCAUCUACUUCAUUAUACUCUUCAUCUGCGGUAACUAUAUUCUGCUAAAUGUUUUCUUGGCCAUUGCCGUCGAUAAUCUGGCAGAUGCUGAAUCAUUAACCAACAUCGAAAAGGAGGAAGGUCAAGCAACGGAAGAUCAGCAAGGAGUGGAAGGCCCUGAAGGAGAAGAAGUUGAAGGAGCACUCGCAGACACAGACGACGAGUACAUACACGAUGAAGAUGCCUACACGACGGAUAAUUCUGAAAGAGAUUACGAAGAAACAGGUUCAGAAGGCGAACAUCAGGAGGAUCCAGAAGGAGAAGUAGAAGAAGGUGCAGAAGACAACGGAGAAGGAAUCGAAGAAAAUCAAGACAGAGACGAUUUGGAUAAUCUUCAGACAAACCACACAGCGCGCGGUCCCCGCCUGCGCCGCGCGCCGACCUCGUCGUCCGCCCGGCCUCGCCGCCUGUCCGCCGUGGACCUCGGCGUCGGACCCAAACCCAUCCCCGAAGCCUCCUCCUUCUUCGUCUUUUCACCCACCAACAGGUUUCGAGUGUUCUGCUACAAAAUGUCUUCAUCAUCAACGUUCGGAAACAUCAUCCUGGUGUGUAUCAUGCUGUCGUCUGCUAUGUUAGCAGCAGAGGAUCCGUUAGACGCUGUGCAGAAAGGCUUUAGGAAUUGGCUUCUCAGUCAGUUCGACAUGUUCUUCACGGGGAUCUUCACGUUGGAGCUGUUCCUGAAGCUGGUGACAUACGGCCUGGUACUUCAUCGUGGCGCCUUUCUCCGUUCAGCAUUUAAUGUGUUGGACAUGCUAGUCGUCUGUGUGUCACUCAUCUCCAUGAGCUUUAAGUCUGGAAGUAUAUCAGUUGUGAAAAUAUUGCGAGUGUUCAGGGUGCUGAGGCCACUAAGAGCCAUCAACAGGGCAAAGGGCCUUAAGUAUGUAGUGAAAUGUGUGAUAGUAGCCAUUAAGACUAUAGGAAAUAUAAUGUUAGUUACGUAUCUAUUACAAUUUAUGUUCGCUGUCGUCGGUGUACAGUUAUUUAAGGGUAAAUUUUUUAGAUGUAAUGAUAUUUCAAAAAUGACUAAAGCUGAGUGUCAAGGGACGUAUUUAGUGUUCGAAAACAGAAAUUAUGUAGUUAGGGAUAGAGAAUGGAAGAGAAAUGAUUUUCAUUUUGAUAAUGUGAUGAAAGGGAUGCUUACUCUCUUCACUGUGUCUACUUUUGAAGGAUGGCCAGGGUUAUUGUAUGUGUCUAUAGACUCGAAUGCCGAGGACCGUGGUCCUAUAACUAACUUCCGUCCAAUUGUUGCAGCCUACUACAUAAUUUAUAUUAUUAUUAUUGCCUUCUUUAUGGUUAAUAUAUUCGUGGGUUUCGUCAUAGUGACAUUCCAGAACGAGGGUGAGCAGGAAUACAAGAACUGUGAACUUGAUAAGAAUCAGAGGAAUUGUAUAGAGUUCGCUUUGAAAGCCAAACCAAUAAGAAGGUACAUCCCAAAACACCGCAUUCAAUACAAAGUGUGGUGGUUCGUGACGUCACAGCCGUUCGAGUACGCGAUCUUCGUCCUCAUCAUGAUCAACACCAUCACGCUGGCGAUGAAGUACCACGAUCAGUCCCCGGAGUACAGUCGGGCUUUGGAUAUGUUGAACAUGAUAUUCACCGCGGUUUUCGCUCUAGAGUUUAUAUUCAAACUAGCGGCCUUUAGGUUUAAGAACUAUUUCGGGGACGCGUGGAACACUUUCGACUUUAUCAUCGUCUUGGGCAGUAUCAUCGACAUCGUUGUCUCGCAAGUAAACGAACUCAAGAACCAGGGAAGUGGCGUGCAAAGAGCGCAUGUCGUCAAGGAAAGCUCCAUCCCAUCCAUCAACUUCUUCCGUUUGUUUCGUGUCAUGAGACUUGUGAAGCUACUCUCCAGAGGCGAGGGCAUACGAACACUUUUAUGGACUUUUAUCAAGUCUUUUCAAGCACUUCCCUAUGUAGCCUUGCUCAUCUUGAUGCUAUUUUUCAUUUACGCCGUCGUUGGGAUGCAGGUUUUUGGUAAAAUAGCAAUAGACGAUGAAACGCCCAUCACCAGAAACAAUCAUUUUCAAACAUUUCCGCAAGCUAUACUCGUGCUCUUCCGGUCUGCUACCGGUGAGGCUUGGCAGGAUAUAAUGAUGGGCGUGUCUCCGGAUCCAGAUGUACGAUGUGACGAGAAUUAUAAAGAAGAAGAAGGCGAAGACGAGGGCGGUGGUUCCUGCGGCUCAGUGCUAGCCUUCCCAUACUUUAUCUCAUUCUAUGUUCUUUGUUCCUUCCUUAUUAUUAAUUUAUUUGUUGCUGUCAUUAUGGAUAAUUUUGACUAUUUGACCAGAGAUUGGUCAAUUUUGGGACCACACCACUUAGAUGAAUUUAUAAGAUUAUGGAGUGAAUAUGAUCCUGACGCCAAGGGACGUAUAAAACACUUAGAUGUAGUUACGUUACUAAGAAAAAUAAGCCCACCAUUAGGCUUCGGCAAGUUAUGUCCUCACCGCGUCGCGUGUAAGCGUCUCGUGUCAAUGAACAUGCCACUCAACUCGGACGGCACCGUCCUGUUCAAUGCGACUCUGUUCGCCGUCGUCCGGACCUCGCUCAAGAUCAAAACUGACGGUAAUAUCGACGACUGCAACACAGAGCUUCGAGCCGUCAUCAAGAAGAUCUGGAAAAGAACUUCUCCAAAACUUUUAGACCAGGUGGUACCUCCACCCGGAGAUCCUAACGAAAUCACCGUAGGGAAGUUUUAUGCUACUUUCCUUAUUCAAGAUUACUUCAGACGGUUCAAAAAGCGCAAGGAACAAGAGUUACGGCAGAACGACGAACAGACACAUCAGAUGACGCUACAAGCUGGGUUAAGAACUCUACAUGAAGCAGGGCCGGAGUUGAAGCGAGCCAUCUCUGGGAACCUCGACGACAUCGUUCCUGAGAGCGACGUGCCUAUGCACAGGAGAAAUCAUUCACUUUUCGGAGGAGUGUGGUCAAGCAUACGCAGGCACGGACCAAACAGACAUUUUCACAGACAUCGAAAACACGGGGAUUCACCUCAAGAAAAUGUUGGAAACCAUUUAAGUUCCAUGAUGCAGCGCGAGUAUGGAGUGGGACCAUUACCCUUAGCACCUAAUCUAGCCAACGGCCAGCCUAAGGAACAAAUACCGCUUAGACCAUUAAUAUUCAACGGGGAAUCAGAGAAAAUAUACCAAGUUCUAGAAGCAACAACAAAUGAUCUAAAGAACGCUAUUUACAAAGGGAGCGAUAAUUCAAGUCGGGGCGUGGUUUCUCUUCCUGGCAGUCCUCGGAAUAGCUCCUCAGUACCAGUAGUUGGUUCAGCGGAAAGUCUCGUUACGAGGGUGCUCGCUGAACAAGGCUUGGGAGAAUAUUGUGACCCAGAAUUCGUGAGGAACACGUCACGAGAAAUGCAGGAGGCACUCGACAUGACCCAAGAACAAAUGGAUAGAGCGGCACAUCAAUUAAUGGUUCAAGAAAAGAACUUAAAACAAGUUCAAAACCAACAAACCCAAGUGGAUAACUUUUGGGAUGUUGUAGGGCGAGAUUCUAGCCCGACAGUACCACCCCCACCACCAGCCAGCCGCGCCUCCACCCGGAAAGCGGUUAUAGCACCGACACAAAAUGGCGUCCAAGACGGCGCCGACAAACGUCACUCGCACCAUAGGAGGAAACGGAAACGCAAGCCAGUGCUUGUCUAGACACUUAAAGUCUUUGAUUCUUAAUUUUACAGUUUGAUAAUGCUCAAUUAUUUCCAGAUACUUUCGUAUCUUAGAGCCUUUUGGCGAUCGAAUGGCGACUUCAACGGGCGGAACAACACUAGGCACUACAAAAAAUUAUAAAUUUCUUAAACCCGUGACUAGCACGGACCAAAGUGAGAUUUGUAGUUCUGUAGGUAUUUAACGGAUUAUUGUAGAUUAAUAACUUACAUUAGUAUGGAAUUGUAAAACUUUUGAUGCGAUUAUACAGUAUUCGUCGUUUUCCUACAAGAAAAUUUAAUGCAUGGAAAAAAUGAAAGAAUUUUUUUUUUGGGAUCAUAGUUUAAAAUUUUCCAAGUUUGAGAGAGAGAUGAUCAUGUAAAAUGUCAUAAGUACUACAUUACGGCGUGGCGAGAAUCUUUCUCAAUGAAAGCUUUUAUACGCACAAUAGAUAAAGGAUGGCAUAAUUAAUAUACUUUGCUACAAUUGUAAUACUUUAAAAUUAUAUUUGAAGAAAAAAAAUGUAACUAGAAAUUUCUUAAAUGUUUGUUCGAGCUUUAAGCAAUGUUUUUGUGAUGUAACUUACAUAUGGUAUGCGACCUUGAUUGAUUUCAGUAUUAAUUAUCAUUAAGUGAUUAGAUGAUAAGUAGAUAAUGUCUCUGUCGAUGGACCAUGAUCUUAGUGUUUUUCAAUUUCUUUUUCGGCCGUUAACCAGACUGACCUGUUAGCAUUUGUGAUAGUAGAACCCUAAUUAUUACUCGUGAUUUUUCUAACUUUUUAAAACAACACAAAUUUUGCAUUUACACAAUUAAAUUUAAUAAUAUACCACAAUUACAUCAGCGACAAUACCACACUUAAAGACUUGACGAACUUUAUACUAAGAUAUUUCAUUCAGUAGAUCGGAAUAUUCACACCAUAGAAAUCAGGGAUUGAAAUUUUAUUGAUAAACAAAUAUUCUAUGGAUUACAAUAUUUUCACGAAGUUUGCCUUACGUCAUCUCCAAACAUUGUCACAUUAACGCAAAUUACAAAUUAUUGUAAUAAAUAUCGUUGGAAUUCAAAUCUCACGUCAGGUAUCGCCAUUUCAAAGUAAAAUGAUAAUUAACGUUCUAUAAAAGACAACUGGCAACACCAUCACACCCGUAAUAGCAUUUAUAAUGAAAUAUUUUCUUGUCUUCCGUUUCGAACAGCACUUAAGAAAUUCAUUAAACUUUAUAAACACUUGAAAAUAUUCUAAAUUUUAAAUAAUAGUUAAUAGUUAAAUAUAAAUAAUAUUAGUAUAUCUAUGUAAAUUGUAACUUGAAAAAAUUCAUACAAGUUUUUAAAUUUUCGUUCCUCAAUUAAAAUAUCUCUAUACAGAUUUCUCCAAAAGUAUUCAAACCCUUUACCUUAAAAUAUAAUGGAAAUUGAUUAACUUAGCUUAAGGAUUCCCUAGUAAGUGUCCUUUUAUUCUUGGUGUAUUUAAAAUAAAUAUUUGUAUUACCUUACCCGUUUGACGAACCACAUUCCUCUAGAUUUAAGAAAAUUAAAAUCAAUUAACUGUGGUGGUAAAGUUUGAUAUUAGCCGGACACAAAAUAAAAAUCUCAACAUUGUGAAAGACAAUUUCUAUAUUUAUGCGUUAUAUAUCAUUUGUCCUUAUAUGGGUUUUAUGGUUAACAAAAAAUGGCAUAGUCUUAGAUGAAGCCGUAAAUUUGAUGAACAAUCGGAAUAAUUAUCAUUACAACUACUUUUCUAUAUACAAAUUGUUGUAUCUUAAACUUUGAGAUUUUAAUUUAAUUAUAUCUUCUCUAGUAUUGUAAAAGUUUCUGAGUAUGGUGGUGUAGACUGUAGUGAUACUUUGGUUUUAAAAAAUUAUUGCUUGUUACAACUUUAACAGUAAAAAUGAUUAUGCUCAUUCUUUGUUCUAUAAAAUCCAUAGAAUCAGAAACUGUUUUAUGAAUUUUAUUAGUUGUGAACCAAACAUAUAACUUUGUUUUUUUUUUUUUUUACAAUUAAAACUAACUCAUUUCGUUAAUAAUGAGUUUAAUUAUUUGUUUCUAAACGAUCAUUUAUUUUCUAUUAUUUCUGUAUAAUCUGUGUUUAAAAAUAUGUAUUUCCAAAUAGAAUACCGAGUGCCAACUCUAUUGUUUUUCUUUUUUGUCUUCGGAGUUUAAGACACGAACACUCUUUUAAAAAUGCACAAGUUUUGAAUUUUAUAGAAUACAAACUGUUAAGUUUUCAAUAUUUAUUCUUUGUUAUUAUAAAAUAGACGAUUAUAACUGUUUUUGAAAUAAUUAUUUACUUGAAUUUUGCGAUUUUAAUAUUUGACAUCAACUUUCAUACCUAACAAAUCUAUUUAACAAUAUUGUACAUAUUUAAAUAUAAUCUUUAUUUAAAAAAGCAAAAAAAAAUACAAAUAUGCAAUUAUUAUCUGUUUCACAAAAUUUAUGACGUAAUCAUUUGGUCCCAAGACGAAUUUUGAAAAAAUGUAAAUAAUGUACAAAAAUAAGGCAUGUAUUUUAACGUUUGUCGACAUUUAAAUAUUUCUUUUUUUUUCUAGCUUGAGGCUAGAUGUAAUGGGACUUUUGAAUGUAAUUAUGUAAAUAAAAAUACCUAUAAUUAAAAGAUAUAUUUAUUCCGUCAGUCAUUAUCUAUAUCUAUUGUUUUAAAAACAUUGUAAAAUUGUUUUCAUAUAAAUAAAAACGUAAAAAAAUA